Molecule: messenger RNA, 6290 nt
Organism: Varroa destructor (honeybee mite)
Lineage: Eukaryota; Metazoa; Arthropoda; Arachnida; Mesostigmata; Varroidae
Product: FMRFamide receptor-like
Biological process (GO): G protein-coupled receptor signaling pathway
Cellular component (GO): membrane
Molecular function (GO): G protein-coupled peptide receptor activity
Source: RefSeq, a predicted model, not a curated record
CAGCAAACAGCGUGUUGGCCUUAGGUAUUAUUUUGGCAUAGCUACUAGUUGUCGCUGAUAGAUUGUAAUCUUCCCACGCGCCAUCGCUGUUAAAAGCGCCCGACGGUAUGACAUCGACGUGCAGCUUCGUUUCGCGCCCGUCAGUGUGUUUCUGUACGUAAACAUAUCGGAUACAACUGAUGCAAGCAGCGUAGAAGAAUAGAAAGGAAAAGGCCGAGCGAAAUAGAUAAGGAUCGUCGUCCUACAAGAGGAAAGUGCAAGAUGAAAAGAAAAAUGCACUUUAAUGAAGUCAACUCAACCUGGAGACAGGAAAGGGAAAAUGUUGGAGACUAGAUGUUUAAGAAUUGAAGACGUCAAUGUGCCAUGCUGGUGGCAGAACUUUGGGUGGGAGUUCUGCUGCCGUGUAUUGGAAAUGCAUUUUGGCUGAAAUUAGUAUGCGUCCGUUGCAUAUGUGGAACAUGAUUAUUGUCAAGCAAGGGCGGCCAGCGUCGUUGAAACACUGCCUGUAGACAUUGGACAAUGAUAUCGUCACUGAAGAAAAAGCACCUAGAAAAGGUCAAACUAGUUAUGAUGACUAUUUAAAACAAUUUGUCCUUAGGCAAACACGGCAGACAACAACUAAUCACUACGAGAAGUACGCUUACCGGAGGGAUCAUAGCAAAAUUCGCUUGAUAUUCGGUAGCCCUGUUGUGCGUUGUAGGUGGAAAAAGUGCGAUACAAGCUUGUUUGUGGCUUUGAAGACAACGACAAUAGCUAUACAUAGCGAAAGCAAAGAUAGGAGUGUGUUUCUGCGCGAACGAAUAUAAACUAUUAUCAUGGACAUUCAUCUACAGGCAACACCUAAAAUAAGGUCAGUUAAGAGUGUUAGCAUAUUAGAACUGUUCCUCUGCGAACAAUGGAAAUACAAUAGUAGUUGUUGCGCAGAGGCGGUGGCUACAAAAAUUAGUCAGUAAUGAAAUCCCAUAUUUUUAUCCACGCCGCGUUAAGCAAACCAACCUAAAGCUACGGUGCCAUCGCUACGCUGGAUAACUCUCUUCAUCUGCUGACUUCCCGCAGACGCCCAAAAACUAUUGACAACUCUUCCCAAUCCCAUUUGUCGACGAAGUGUCGUUUAGAUGUAUACAAAUUUAUAUUGUAUCGCAGCUGUUCCUAUUUCUCACUGUGUCUCCUCCCGAGCCCUUCUCCUGGCAGUGUAUGGACAACCUUUUGACAAAUGAUCCUGACUCUUGAAAACCAUUCUCAGCGCCACUGGACCCUUACUUGGAAAUAUCUCUUUUUUCCGGGCUGUUAGCUACGUCUGCCGUCAACGUGCCAAAAGGGUCACGCCACGCCACGCCACGCCACGCCACCAAGUGGCAAUCCGCCUAGCGAGCCUGCUGGUGCAACCGCGAGCAGCGCCAAAUCACCAUGGACACGACCAUUCUUCCUUUGAAUUGUAACGGGCCCGCUAACGGCACAGAAAAGCUGUGUCGAGAAAUGGCAACGAGCAUUCAUAACUGCAGCGUUUCGACAUGUGCAGUUACCGAGCCGCCGGAUGAGACGCUGCAGAAUGUUCGCUUCGUAUUUCAGCAGCUGCUCGUGCCAAUCGUGGCGCUGGUUGGCAUCAUGUUCAAUUCGCUUACGAUGAUCAUUAUGACGCGACGGAGGAUGCGGAGUUCGACAAACAACUACCUAGCCGCCCUCGCGACCGCCGACUGCCUCUACCUAAUCUGCACGAUCUACUUCAGCCUGAGGCAUCGAUUCGGUGAGACUGAUCCCCGCUACAACUUCUAUCGGCGGAUGCGGCCACUGAUGCAGCUGCUGGUCGAUACAGCCCAGAAUACAUCGGUGUGGCUCACCGUUACGUUUACCAUCGAGCGCUACAUCGCCGUUUGCCAUCCCAUGCGAGGUAAAGUGCUCUGCACAGAAUCCCGCUCGCGGAAAGUCAUUCUGGCCGUGUUACUCUACACGAUCGUGUUAACGCUUCCAACCUUCUUUGAGUUCAAGAUCGUCGAAGAGCGGGAUUCUCGAAACGAGACAAUCGCACAGGUGAUCCAAUCGGAGAUGGGAGCUAAUGUCCUUUUCACGACAGUUUACUACUGGCUACUCGUUGUAAUGAAUACGGUCGUACCACUCGUUAUCCUUAUCGUGUUCAAUACGUUUCUCGUUCGCUCUGUACAUAUAUCACGUCGACAGCGUUCCACGAUGACGCUACGGCAGCGACCUAACUCGGCUCGGGAGCCCAGCAGCCAAGAAAACAAAAUCACCGUGAUGUUGAUCGCAGUCGUCAUACUGUUUCUCGUCUGUCAGAUGCCCUCCGCGGCUCUAUUAAUUUACACGACGUUUGACGAUGCGCGUACGACAUUCAUUUUGGUGUUGGGUAACUUUUUUAAUUUCCUCGUGUGCGUCAACGCGUCGGGAAACUUUGUGCUCUACUGUCUGCUGAGUAACAAAUAUCGGAAAACUUUUAUCAAUAUGUUCUGUCCGUGCUUGCAAGCACGUUUUAAUCCGUUACUGCACUCGAUAUAUGGGCAGUAUCAGAAUAGCACAACUGAUGAAAGUCCCGGGAUCAAUCGCAAACAUAGCUGUGCGUCAGUGGGCGGUCGGGGCCCAAAGGGACCAUUGGGGGAUGGAGCUACAAGCCAUAUGCUAUCAGUUCCUGCUACCGCUGGAGCAGGUAGACUGAGCGCUAACCCUGGAGCAGGUGAACAUCAACCGUCGAUCGACCCACUAUCGCUUAACAAUAAUCUGUUGACUCGAAAUGGUCGCAUGACGCGAGCCUCAUCGCUUCCGGAAAACCAUUCGCUUUGGUCCAGAUUUCGAUUCGGGUCGCGGUUCCGAAACGAAUUACCGGCUCAUCAGGUGACAAAAUCGCUAAAGGAUGACCAUAAAUUCAACAACGGAACGACAGCCACAGCAGUGCCCUGUACGAGGGAGUGCGUCGUAAUAGUGACAUCAGAUUACAACCUCAAAGACCAGCUGAACGACGUCAACCAAAAGGAUAGCAGUCCUGAUAUCUAACAGUAAUCAGUGUAUUCUGACUUAUCUGCAUAUAUACGCGGGGCACGCGGGUCAGUUUAUGUGUCGCUGUCUGUAUUGGGCGCAAUUUAAUGGCUGUCGAAGCCAAUUCUUAGCCAUGAUAACGACUACAGUACUGAUAGCGGCAGUCGAAGCAGACGACCCAGCAAAAUCAUCGAACAUGACCACACUUCUCUUCUGCUUGAUCGCAUUCUGUAUUCUACAUGCCGUGCCCUUUAAACCCAAUUGUCGUAGAUUUCAGACGACCCCACCUAAAGAUCCGUUUCUUAUAAAACAGGUCGUGUUUAUGAGAAAUAUUGGAUAAUGUACGACGUUUGCUUAUGCAUCGAUGGGUUUUACUGAUGCAAGAUGGGCACGCUAAUACACAGCAGACGUAUUAUGAUUACGGUGAUCAUGGGAGCGUGCGCAUCUGAUAUACAGAUAGAAAAGGAAUGCGAUGGGCCUGCAGAACGAAGGAAUAGAAAACGGGGAAACUUCGCAAUUUAUACGUAUGCGUGAUUGGGGAAAAUUUAAAGAGUGAAAAUGUUAGUGACGACAUAGCAGGUGAAAAAGGACCGGUUUUGUUUUAAAGCUAGAAGGCUGUGGUCUACAGUUUCUGAUUUUUGCUAGUGGAAAGAAUCAUUAGAAACAAGUUCUGAGUACGGCCAAUAGACGGACUAAACAGGUUUUAACAUUGAGACGAUGAUAUGCUCACAAUGUAAUUGACGUAGAAAUCUGUGUGCAGCGUGUGCCGAUGCCAAUGUGUACAUACGCUCCUAGACAAUGCAGCAAAAAAUGGAGAAUACCAUAUUUUAAUACAUGUACAUGCAUGUAGUCAAUAUUGUCAACCGUUGUGGCCAACUAACCAAUUACCAAGAAAUCCGUACCAUACAAGCACUAAUCUAAGGGAAUGGUACGUGCUUGUCCUUAACGUGCGGCGCUGUGAUUCCGUGUCCGAAAGGAAAACAUCAGAUACAACGAACAGACUGAUUAACAAAUAACGCUAAGAUAAACAAUAAUAAGAUAAACAAAUAAUAAUAACAUAUAUGAACGAUAAAGGUAAUAGCACACGAAGCACAAAAUGGAAACUAAUACUUACUAUCCGCAGCACGAAAUCAAGAUAUGUUCGAAAAUUUCGAUCGAGCGAGACGAAUGCAGACGAUAAUGAAAAUAAUGACAAUAGCCAUAAACAAAGGGUCCGUGGAAAACCUGCCCGCUCAAAUAUCGCACGAAGUUGUUAAUAUAGUUUUCUAAGCUUUCAUCCCACGCUGCGGCUCCAUCCAAAUCAUUAAUAUACAUUAACACAAAAUAGGAAACCGUAAAUGUACACACACCUACACCUGUUUUAAGCGAGUCAGUUGUAUGAAGGCUCACAAAAUGCUCGCACAUAAGCAAGUCAAUACGACAAGAGGUGUCGCCAGUCGUCUUGCCACUUCCCGGACUCCUCGAGAUGUAACCGGAAAUUGAUUAUCCCAGCAGUCUUGCCAGCGAUUGUUUACCAUCCUGCUGUGAUUCUGUUUACAUAAGGCAUAUGCCUAGAGCCAGUAGGUCCCGGCACUGCCCGUCGGCUUCUGGGCGAUUCGGAUUGCUCGAUAAGAUAGAGAAACCCCGGAAGCUGUUGUAACCUCAAUGCCGACCUUGCUGAGAACAACGGAUUUCCGCUUAACAAUGAGCUCCCUACUGAUGAAUCUCGGUUUUCGCACUUCUAUAAUCGUUGUCGGACGAGGCCAAACGACGUUAAAGCCAACAUGACCAAUUUCAGAGGAAAUAGCUGCUGAUGAUGAAUGCAAUGCAUUCUCUUACAAAACACAAAGGUGCUAUUAUAUUAUAUUAACGAGCAGCUUUAGGCGGAACACCAACAAGAUAUUGGCAGAAGCACAGCUGGUUAACCGCGACAAUUAACGAGGUAAUUGGGUUGGAAGGCGGAAAUUCAACUUUUUGAAAAAAAUAAAAUAUAUUUAUUGAGCAAUAGUAAAUUAAGCACCUGUAAGUAAGCGGUGCUGUGGUCGACCUUUUAUUAAUUGCCAUUUGGCCGAAACAUAUAACCGGAGAAACAUGCUUUGCUAGCAGACAAGGAACGAAACAGAUGAUGAAAACUGGACAAAAUCAACUUACUAAAUUAUAUGAUCGAGUAUAGUAGUUGAUAGUGGCGGCGACGAUGCCGACAAAAUUACAGAUUUUGAGAGAAGUCUUAGUAGUCGAAUUAUGAAAAAUCUUCUAUGCGUAUAGCAGAGAGCCUUGGACCAACAAACACUUCUUCGAGGAAAUUUUUUUUGGGAAGAUUUGCACCCGCAUACAUACACACAGAGAGUAAAGGGUUGUCGGCUCAUUAGAGUUUGAAUCAAUGCACUGAAGAUGUGUCACUCUUGCCUGAACUACCCAUUUGAAUAUAUUAUAGUCACGAUGUAAUCACAAUCGCGACAAACUUUCGACCCACGUAACGUUUGUCUAUACAUGUAUCGCUUUUCAAUGUUGCGCGGAAGCUCGGGUCUGUUGUUUGCCUUCAUAUACAUCUUGUAUCUUAAUUACGCUUGCUAUUAGAUGAAAUAGUUCGUAUCUAAGACGGAAUGCGCCAGCCAAAGUACUAUUGGGUUCCUCAUGAAGUUGCUGUAUGUAUUCGAUCAAUUUGUAUACCUAUUUUUCACUGUGGACAGUAAAAGUAAUAAUCGAUAAAAACAAAAAGACCUGAAAAACUAUUUCUUGCAUAUUUUACUAUUAAAUGUUAUAUACGUAACGGUUUCUAUUGAAACUAUUUCAAAGGCGAAAUUUCCAUCUAUAACCAGCCACUAUUAGACAGAUAAGUUUUUUUCCUCUUAAAACAGCACACAGCUAGCCUUAUUAUUAUUAUUAAGGAAAUGCUCUAUUGAUAUAUAUACUAGGAGUUUACGGGACAUGUAUCAACGCGCCUGACUUCAGCAAAAUGACUAAUAACAACAAAUAACGUAAUUGUCAUUACUAGUGAAGGAAGAUAUAUACUAGAGUGAGAGAAGAAAAGGAACGAGUGACCCGCAAUGAUUCCCAAAAUAACUCAUGGAAUACAUUUAAAUGUUAAAGAAGUAAAUAAAGCAAAGUGGGUCGUAUAGCAAAGAACUCUAUAUUUUAGUGAGCCCCGAACUGAUCGAAAUGAAUUGUGUAGUCGUAUCAUCAGCCCAUAGAACGUUAUAAUGAUAAUUAGCAUCUUCACAUAAGCACCAAAAAGGAUAAUACUAUUCAUUCAUGCUGAGAAAGAUCGUAACAGGAGAAAAACAUCUACAAUAACAAAAUAGAAACAAAAAUACAUUAAUUGAGGUGGA